AUGAACAACUCGGGUAACAAGGACUUUCGAGACCAGCUGGGCAAGUUCCGGCUGGAAUCGAUGGGCGGACCUGCUCCGACAGCUUGGUCGCAACCCACUGUGCAACCAACUGCCGACCCCGUUUCUGCAGCGCUUGCCUCCACCCCGGCUUCACGCAGCAAACGCGUCUCCACGGCAUGCGACUUUUGUCGCAAACGAAAAAAGAAAUGCGACUUUAGAUACCCCAACUGUUCCGCCUGCACCCGUGCCGGAGUCCGCUGCACCAUUCCCCCACCCGGCCCACAAGUCACAAACACCUCGGUGCCCCGAGAUCAGUUGGAGAACCUCCAGAAAAGAGUACAAUGGCUGGAGGAGGUGGUGCGUCGGAAGUCAGGCAUCGCCGUCGCCGAACUACCCACGGGGACACCUGUGGAUGGGGAGGGUGACCCCGAUUGGUGGUAUCAGGUGCCGGCCAUGAUCGCGACCGGGAGUCGUGCCGCGGCCGUCUCGAUUCCCAGUCCAGCGGGGAGCGGAGGCUCAUCGGCGACCGUUGCGCCGCCUGGUUCAGAGUCAUCCACGGGUGUGGGAACCGAGCUGCCCAACGUGGGAGAGAUCUUUCGCGAUCAGCUGGAGCAUCGGCGGCCUUCAGUGGCACGUCCUUCUACUGCCCCACGCGUCUUACGCUUGUCAUCACUAGAUGAAGCCAUGAAAGUGACUGGGCAGUAUUUCGAUAGCAUGGGCUAUCAAUACCCGUUCAUCUCGCGACCCGAGUUUAUCGCCCACCUGCGACACAUUUAUAGCGGCGGCGUGCCGUCGCCUGAAGUCCACAACACCUACCAUAUAAUCAUCGCCAUCUCUUUAUUGAUCGGAUCUGCCGAUCCAACAGAGGCGGCCGAGUUCUAUCAUGCCAGCCAGGAGACUCUUCCCCUGGCAUUGCAGAACGAGGACUUGCCCGCCGUUCGGGCCUUAUUGGGGUUAGCGCUAUACACUAUGUUUGCGACAGCAGGGCCCAGUAUCUGGCAUGUUCUGGGAACGACCAUGCGCCUGGCGAUUAGUCUCGGUCUUCACAAGGCCCGAUCCUACGAGAGUGUGGCAGAAGAAGAGAUGGCCAAGCGCGCGUUCUGGAGUUUGUACAACCUGGAUCGUCUGAUUGCCAGUACGCUUGGCCGACCGCUGGGGAUCCCCGAUGACGAUAUUAGCGUGAGUCUUCCACGGGAGCUUAACGACGACGGAACUGAAGCCCCAGGCGCCAGUGCGAUGACGAUCCCGCUGCAAGUGAUUCGUCUUCGCCGGAUAUUUUCACGCAUCUAUCGAUACUUACACAGCAGCCUUCCACGGCCUCCCCCACAAGAAGUUGCCGCAACGCUGGGGCAAUUCCGGCGCGAAGUAGAUGACUGGCGCAUGACGGCUCCAGUAUAUCCUUCGGCACUUCUUUAUUCCACAUCCUACUACGAUUACCUGUACUAUACCACCCUUCUUCUCAUGUACCGUCCGAGUCCACGAAAUCCUACUCCCGAUGUGACUAGCAUUGUCAGCUGUGGCGAUUCUAGCGUCCAAGUGAUCCGCUCCUACUGGGAUAGCUUUUCCGUCGGCAAAUUGAAAUGGAUCUGGUUAACGCUCAGUCAAGUCUACUUCGCAGGCAUCACCAUUCUAUGGUGUCUCGAACAAAAUGCUCGGUCAUUGCGCGAAGGUCGGCCCACUCCAUGGAAUCCAGAGGAACAGAUGAUGCGCCGUGGAAUACAGGCAGUCAUCGUUCUUCUGGAGGAGUUUGGCAAGCGGCGACCGGGGGUUGAUCGACUUGCGGAGACGUUCCGGCAUCAAAGCACCAUGAUUUUUAGCCAGAUGGCUUAUCAACAGCAACAAUUGGAAGAACAACAAAGACACCAACAGCAACAGCAGCAACAGCAGCAACAGCAACAACAGACACAGCGUCUAAUGCCACCCCAAUCCUCAAUAUCCUUAGCCCCACCACCAGCGCCCCCCAUACCAUUGGCUCCAGUUCUGGACGAUGUUCUCUUGGUCGAUUCCAGUGGAGCCAUGCCUAUGAUUGAUCCACAAAUGGCGGAACAAUUGUAUUAUUCUUACAAUUGGUUCCAGGAGGAGAUGGCGACUUAUUAUACCCUUUGA
This is a messenger RNA of Penicillium verhagenii, 2106 nucleotides long. RefSeq names its product putative C6 transcription factor. The coding region runs from base 1 to 2106 and encodes 701 amino acids. Gene Ontology annotation, biological process: positive regulation of transcription by RNA polymerase II; DNA-templated transcription. NCBI's taxonomy places the organism in Eukaryota, Fungi, Ascomycota, Eurotiomycetes, Eurotiales, Aspergillaceae. Gene Ontology annotation, molecular function: DNA-binding transcription factor activity, RNA polymerase II-specific; zinc ion binding; sequence-specific DNA binding. The record is from RefSeq and is a predicted model, not a curated record. The transcript is spliced from 2 exons.